CAAAAAUCGAAAAAAUGAAAGCCUUCAAAGCGAAUCGAGCGAAUAAUAAAAAAGAAGAGCUCUAUUUUUGUUAUCUUUGUGGUAUUUGACAGCGAUUGAAGAAUGAUUUGAGGUUAGGUUGUUGUGAUCAUUUAAAGAAGUGAGGUUAGUUAAAGGUGUUAUAUUUUUAUGGGUAAUGCAUUAUUAUUUAUUGGUAACACAAUUAAACAUUUAUAAACACAAUGCCAAAAGAACAAUACCGCGAAACUGAUGUUGCGAGAAAAAUCUCCCACAUCAGUUUCGGGAUUGAGAGUGCGGAAUCAAUGCAACAACAAUCUCACAUUCACGUUAUAGCGAAAAACUUGUAUAAUCAAGACGUGAAUCGUACCCCAAUUCCCUUUGGGGUACUGGACAAGAGAUUGGGCACAAAUUCGAAAGAAUCACCUUGUCAGACAUGCGGAAAGAAUAUAAAUUCAUGCGUUGGCCACUUUGGCUACAUAGAUUUAGAAUUGCCUGUGUAUCACGUUGGCUACUUUAGAAGCAUUAUUAGCAUUCUUCAAACAAUUUGCAAGAAUUGUGCCCGUGUUCUCCUCCCCGAAGAAGAAAAAAAUCAAUAUCGGUUACGCUUAUCUAACGAACAUCUUAGCUAUAUGACCAAAAAAGCGAUAAGGAAGAAAAUCAUCGAGAAAUGCAGGAAAUUGACCAAGUGUCCCUACUGUAAGGAAUCUAAUGGUUUCGUAAAAAAGUUGACAGCCAGUAAAGGGAGUACUGGGGGAUCUGUCUUAAAGAUAGUGUGCGAGAAAAAUAGAGGGAGUGACAAGGAGGCAGUGUUGAAAGAACACAUGAAAAAAUUUAAUUCAGCGAUUGAUGUUAAUCCAGAGAUAAAAAACGCAUUAACUGCCAAUACUGCGGUGUCACAGAUUCUUACCCCAAUUGAUGUUUUGAAAUUAUUUGAGAGAAUCCCCCAAAGUGACAUCCCAUUACUCGCAAUGGACUCAAGGAGAUCACAACCGAAAGAUUUAAUUUUCACGAGAAUGCUGGUGCCCCCUGUUUCAAUUCGCCCUUCUGUGGUAUCCGACUUGAAAGCGGGGACCAAUGAGGACGAUUUAACAAUGAGACAAUCUGAAAUAAUCUUUAUCAACGAUGUAAUCAAAAAGCACAAACUGUCAGGAGCUUCUGUGAAUAUGUACCAAGAGGGUUGGGAUUUUCUCCAACUGCAAACCGCGCUUUACAUUAACAGUGAACUCUCCGGGGUUCCCCUUGCAAUGAUGCCGAAAAAACCCGGCCGUGGUCUUGUGCAACGCCUUAAGGGCAAACAGGGCCGUUUCCGCGGCAAUCUCUCCGGUAAACGAGUCGACUUUUCCUCAAGAACGGUUAUUUCACCCGAUCCUAAUUUGCAAAUCGAUCAAGUCGGUGUCCCUCUCCACAUCGCCAAAAUCCUGACUUUCCCUGAACGGGUGAUUCACGCAAAUAUCGAUGUUAUGAGACAAUUGGUGAUCAACGGGCCUGACAAAUGGCCUGGGGCUAACUACGUCCAGCAGAAAGGCUCCGCUUUCAAAAAGUUUCUCAAAUACGGAAAUAGGGAGAAACUAGCGCAGGAGUUGAAACUGGGAGAUUUGGUCGAACGCCACCUUCAUAACGACGACGUUGUCUUAUUUAAUCGGCAACCGAGUUUGCAUAAGUUGUCGAUUAUGGCACACAGGGCCAAAAUCCACCAACAUCGAACUUUCAGGUUCAAUGAGUGUGUUUGCAACCCCUACAAUGCGGAUUUUGACGGCGACGAAAUGAACUUGCAUUUGCCCCAAACCGAGGAGGCUAAAGCGGAAGCUCUGAUCUUAAUGGGGAACAAAAACAAUUUAGUAACGCCACGAAACGGUGAACUUUUGAUCGCAGCAACUCAGGAUUUUUUGACUGGGGGCUACUUAUUGACCAAAAAAGACACAUUUCUCGAUUUAGCACACGCGUCUCAAUUAGCCGCCACGCUAUUGGCUGAGAAUGACACACACAUGCAAAUUGAUUUACCAACACCUUGUAUUUUAAAGCCCAGACGUUUGUGGUCGGGCAAACAAAUUUGUAGUCUUAUUUUCCGGCCUAAUAAGAAAUGUCCAGUCAAGGCAAAUCUUGAAGCGAAAGGCAAAGCCUAUACAAAAAAUAGAGAGUUGUGCGUUAAAGACUCAUAUGUUUUGAUCAGAAAUUCUGAACUGCUUGCUGGAACGUUAGAUAAGAGUCAUUUGGGAAGUGGAGGGAAGGGCAGUAACAUUUUUUAUGUAAUUUUGAGGGACUUUGGGUCUGAAUAUGCGAUAAAAUCCAUGUGGAGGUUAGCUAAGCUUACUUCUUUUUAUUUAAUGAACAGUGGAUUCAGUAUCGGGAUAGGUGAUGUCACACCUAGCCCAGGUUUACUAAGACGAAAGAACAAGUUGCUAGAGGAUGGAUAUGCUAAAUGUGACGAAUAUAUUCGGCAAAUGGCCGACGGUCGGCUUCAAUGCCAACCGGGAUGUACGGCUGAAGAGACUUUAGAAGCUGUUAUUUUGAAAGAAUUAUCAGUUAUUCGUGAACAUGCAGGCCAGGCAUGUCUCGCAGAAUUGCACCCCACCAACAGCCCCCUAAUUAUGGCAUUAUCAGGGUCGAAAGGGUCUUUCAUUAACAUUUCUCAGAUGAUUGCCUGUGUGGGACAGCAGGCUUUGAAUGGAAAACGUGUCCCAGAUGGGUUUGAAAACAGGUCCUUACCACAUUUCCCACAUCACUCUAAAACACCAGAAGCUAAAGGCUUCGUUGAAAAUAGCUUCUAUACUGGGUUAACACCCACGGAAUUCUUCUUCCACACAAUGGGCGGCCGUGAGGGUCUUGUAGACACAGCGGUUAAAACCGCUGAAACCGGCUACAUGCAGAGACGGUUGGUGAAGUCCUUGGAAGAUUUGGUGGUGCAUUACGACGGUUCUGUCAGGAAUGCGGAAGGUGAUCUCGUUCAGGUGAACUACGGAUGUGACGGCCUAGAUCCGACCUACAUGGAAGGUAAAGACUGCCCCGUCGAUUUUGACCGCGUUUUGCGACACGUGCAAGCGAAAUGUCCGUACCGAGAUGAAGCGAUCCUAAAUAGUGUCCAAAUCCGACGAGCCACUAAAACUUUUCUGGAAACGGAUGCCUUAAACGAGUGUAGCGAGGGAUUUAAAACGGAACUAAAGAACUUCAUGGAAAAGGUUGCGCAAAGAGUCGAAAAAUUAUACAACAAAUUGGGGGACGCUAAAGUGGUAAAAGAAAUAGAAAGAUUAACUUGUAGCCAGUUGGUGACAUUUUUACAAAUUUGCGGUUCAAAAUAUACCAGAUCUAUCAUCGAACCGGGAACUGCGGUUGGUGCUUUGGCUGCACAAAGUAUAGGUGAACCUGGGACGCAAAUGACACUGAAAACUUUCCAUUUUGCUGGUGUUGCUAGUAUGAAUAUUACACAAGGUGUCCCAAGAAUUAAGGAAAUUAUUAAUGCUAGUAAGGAUAUUAGUACGCCUAUAAUCACUGCUAGCCUCACCAACCCCCGCGAUAUCGGUUUUGCCCGAGAAGUGAAAGCCCGAAUUGAAAAAACAACCCUUGGCGAAGUGGCUUCGUUUAUUGACGAAAUUUACACAGAGUACGAUUGCUUCCUUUUAAUUCAGUUAAAUUACGACCGGAUUAAGUUAUUGAGACUUGAAAUUAAUGCCGAAACUGUCCGAUAUAGUAUUUGCACCUCAAAAUUAAAACUUAAGCCGACUGAAGUUCGCGUCGAAAGUGAAACAAUUAUUACAGUACACCCCGGUGGCAGUAAACACUCAACUAGAUAUAAUUUUUCGUUGAAUGAAUUAAAGGCAAAAUUGCCUAGUGUUGUUGUUAAAGGGUUGCCAACUGUGAAUCGUGCUGUUAUUGCCAAGGAGGAGAAAGGGGGCGAGACUUUGUAUAAUUUAUGUGUGGAGGGUGACAAUUUAAGGGAAGUUAUUGCUACGUAUGGAGUACUGGGGACCAAAACUGUCUCAAAUAAUAUCAUGGAAGUGUAUCAUACACUGGGAAUCGAAGCUGCAAGGGAAACUAUUAUGUCUGAAAUUAAAAUGGUGAUGGAAAACCACGGCAUGAGCGUGGAUUAUCGCCAUAUUAUGUUACUGGCGGCACAAAUGACGCAUACGGGGGAAGUUUUGGGUAUCACCCGGUAUGGUUUGUCUAAAAUGAAACAGUCUAUCCUGAACUUGGCUUCUUUCGAGAAAACCGCUGAUCAUUUAUUUGAUGCAGCUUAUUAUGGUCAGGUAGACAAGAUAAACGGUGUUUCAGAAAAUAUUAUAAUGGGAAUGCCCGCGCCUAUAGGAACUGGAAUUUUCAAACUCCUUCACAAGCCCCUCCAUAUUGAAGAAAAUCCACCUUCAGAAACUUUACUGUUCGAAACUGCAAUUGCCAAGUAAAAUAAUAUGUAUUUAGGAAAAUUUUACAAUAAAAAUU
This is a messenger RNA of Tribolium madens (black flour beetle), 4431 nucleotides long. It is a transcript of the gene Polr3A, whose product is annotated as DNA-directed RNA polymerase III subunit RPC1. Gene Ontology annotation, molecular function: DNA-directed RNA polymerase activity; DNA binding. The record is from RefSeq and is a predicted model, not a curated record. The transcript has 18 exons. Gene Ontology annotation, biological process: DNA-templated transcription. The coding region runs from base 222 to 4394 and encodes 1390 amino acids. Lineage: Eukaryota; Metazoa; Arthropoda; Insecta; Coleoptera; Tenebrionidae.